Messenger RNA from Cebus imitator (Panamanian white-faced capuchin), 2918 nucleotides. It is a transcript of the gene SOCS6, whose product is annotated as suppressor of cytokine signaling 6. The record is from RefSeq and is a predicted model, not a curated record. Gene Ontology annotation, cellular component: phosphatidylinositol 3-kinase complex. The transcript has 3 exons. Lineage: Eukaryota; Metazoa; Chordata; Mammalia; Primates; Cebidae. Bases 482 to 2086 code for a protein of 534 amino acids. Gene Ontology annotation, biological process: regulation of growth; protein ubiquitination; intracellular signal transduction. Gene Ontology annotation, molecular function: 1-phosphatidylinositol-3-kinase regulator activity.
CGCGGGCCCGAGUAGUGGGCGCGGGGCGGCCCGCUCGGCUCCUCCGCACCCGCUCCCCGCUCGGGCCGAGGCGCCGCGGCCGCGCGCCCCUCCUGGAGGAGGAGGAGGAAGGAGGCGGGAGGAGGAGUUGCCGAGAAGAGAAGGCGAGCGCGGCAGUCGCGCCGGCGCUGGGCGAGGAAGCCGAGCCGGGCCGCCUCCGGUUCUACGGAGCGCCUUUGCUGAGCGUCACGCUGGGACACGAGCGGGUCAGUGCUGCAGGAGUGCGGUCUAGCCUAGACUCCAGCUGGGAAGAAUGUGACCACUGGCCCACACGUUAGAGAUUGUACCAAAAAGCGAGGUGCCAGGGAAAAGAAAGAAAAUGGCUCCAAAGGUUAAAUGAAGCAGGAAAAAUACAUAGAUGCAGCCUUGCAGGCUCUCCAGAUGUUUGGGGAUAAUAUUCCAGGAAGAAAUUUUGAUCCCUUGGAUUAGGUAACUAGUCAUAAUGAAGAAAAUUAGUCUUAAAACCUUCCGGAAAUCUUUUAACUUGAAUAAAAGUAAAGAAGAAACUGAUUUCAUGGUAGUACAACCACCAUCGCUAGCCGGUGACUUUGGAAAAGAUGAUUCCUUGUUUGGUAGCUGCUACGGUAAAGAUAUGGCCAGCUGCGAUAUCAACAGUGAAGAUGAAAAAGGCGGAAAAAACAGAUCAAAAAGCGAGAGCCUGAUGGGAACGCUAAAAAGGCGGCUUUCUGCAAAACAGAAAAAAGGCAAGGCAGGCACACCCUCUGGGAGCUGUGCCGACGAGGACACCUUCUCCUCCUCCUCAGCACCCAUCGUCUUUAAAGACGUGAGAGCUCAGAGGCCGAUACGGUCCACCUCCCUCCGCAGCCAUCACUACAGCCCCACGCCGUGGCCUCUUCGGCCCACAAACUCCGAGGAGACCUGCAUCAAGAUGGAGGUGAGAGUCAAGGCCUUGGUUCACUCUUCCAGCCCGAGUCCAGCCCUGAACGGCGUCCGGAAGGAUUUCCACGACCUCCAGCCUGAGACCGCGUGCCAAGAGCAAGCCAAUUCACUGAAGAGCUCGGCUUCACAGAACGGAGACCUGCAUCUUCACCUGGAUGAACAUGUGCCUGUCGUUAUUGGACUUAUGCCUCAGGACUACAUUCAGUAUACUGUGCCUUUAGAUGAGGGGAUGUAUCCUUUGGAAGGAUCACGUAGCUAUUGUCUGGACAGUUCUUCUCCCAUGGAAGUCUCUGCGGUUCCUCCUCAAGUGGGAGGGCGCUCUUUCCCUGAAGACGAGAGUCAGGUAGACCAGGACCUCGUUGUUGCCCCAGAGAUCUUUGUGGAUCAGUCGGUGAAUGGCUUGUUGAUUGGCACCACGGGAGUCAUGUUGCAGAGCCCGAGGGCGGGUCACGAUGAUGUCCCUCCACUCUCACCAUUGCUACCUCCAAUGCAGAAUAAUCAAAUCCAAAGGAACUUCAGUGGACUCCCUGGCACAGAGGCCCACGUGGCUGAAAGUAUGCGCUGUCAUUUGAAUUUUGAUCCUAACUCUGCUCCUGGGGUUGCAAGAGUUUAUGACUCAGUGCAAAGUAGUGGUCCCAUGGUUGUGACAAGCCUUACAGAGGAGCUGAAAAAACUUGCAAAACAAGGAUGGUACUGGGGACCAAUCACACGUUGGGAGGCAGAAGGGAAGCUAGCAAACGUGCCAGAUGGUUCUUUUCUUGUCCGGGACAGUUCUGACGACCGUUAUCUUUUAAGCUUGAGCUUUCGCUCCCAUGGUAAAACACUUCACACUAGAAUUGAGCACUCAAACGGUAGGUUUAGCUUUUAUGAACAGCCAGAUGUGGAAGGACACACGUCCAUAGUUGAUCUAAUUGAGCAUUCAAUCAGGGACUCUGAAAAUGGAGCUUUUUGUUAUUCAAGGUCUCGGCUGCCUGGAUCUGCAACUUACCCCGUCAGACUGACCAACCCAGUGUCCCGGUUCAUGCAGGUGCGCUCGCUGCAGUACCUGUGUCGCUUUGUUAUACGUCAGUAUACCAGGAUAGACUUAAUUCAGAAACUGCCUUUGCCAAACAAAAUGAAGGAUUAUUUACAGGAGAAGCACUACUGAAAGAUUGAGAACCCUGCAUCUUGCACUUUGGGAAUAAGGAAAAGAGAUUGAAAUACAGUUUACAGACUUUCAUUGCCAUCAAAAUCUUUUGCUGCCAUAACUAUUUGUUUUAUGUGUAAAAGAGUCAUCAGUUUGUUAGGGGGAAGUGUCAGCAAGGUGUCUUGGGUUUCAUUUGGUUCUUUAAAAAGGGAAGUCUUGAGGUUUUAGAGGUGUGAAUUAUCUUUCAUCAAUGUGCAGAAUAAUCACAAUGUGAAUUAUCAAAUUCUCCUCAAUGCCCCCCGCCCAGUCCUUUGCUGCUAUCCACUGUGAUUUUUAUGCAUUAAAAGCACAUUUCAUGUGUAUUCAACCUUAAGUAAAGUCGAAUGAAACUUACAGAAUGGAAAUUGCUAUGUCUUUUUAAAUGGCCCAUUUUCAAAAGAUAAUGUUGAAUAAACAUACCUGUGUGAUGUGAUAAAACACAGAAUUUACGUAUACACUGAAGAUGAGUUUUUAAUUUCUUUAAAAAGAUUUAUUUAGAAUCAUGAAUUGACAUAAUCUUGGGUAAUGGAACGGAGAUCUACAACAUAUAACAACAGCAUAAUUUUUUCUAAAUUAUUUCUGAGGUUGUGCUAAGUUUUUUGGUUGUGAAAAGUUGAAUUUUUCUGUUGCCUUUAUUUUCAUCUUAUAGUUUGUCUAUUUUAAUAAAUGGCCUUACAUUAAAAAAUUGUAAAGAAAUGUAUACCACCCGUUUAGGAAUUGUUGCCUUUUCUGUAAUUAAACUCGGGUACAAAUUGGCAUAACACGAAAACCUAUGGAACUAGAAUUAUUAUUAAAGAAAUAUUAGAUGAUCAUA